AUAUAAUUUCAUUCUAUAUUCAAAUUUUGACAGAUUUCUACAUACUGUGUUUUUUAUAUUAUUUUAUAAAUAGAAAAUCAUAAAAAUUCAUUACUAGCGAAGAUGCGUCUUCUCUUUUCUUCUUGUCUUCUGCUUGUUUUAUUAUUUGAGUAUGGAAAUGGUGACAACCCAUGUGUAGAUAAGAAUGCAAAAUCAUGCAGUGAGUGCAUGCAAGUUGCUGGAUGUGGAUGGUGUGAACAACCUGAAUAUGCAAACAAUCCCAAUCUUGUCAUAUCGAGAUGCGAUUUACCAAAAAAUUUGAAAGCUGGAAAAUGUCCUGAUGAAUUCAUAUUGAAUCCACCAUCGUCUGUGAACAAUACAGUUGAUGACCCACAUUCAUCAGUCGGAAGCUCAGAUGUUGGGAAGGCAACACAACUCAAACCACAAAAGAUUGAUGCCAAAUUGAGGCCAGGAUCUCCUGCUCAAAUCCAAAUAUCUUACAAACAAGCUGAAGAUUAUCCAGUGGAUUUGUAUUAUCUUCUCGAUUUAUCAAACUCCAUGAAAGAUGAUUUAGAUUCACUCAGAGAACUUGGAAAAGAAUUGGGAGAUAGAAUGUCUUCUAUUACAAGGGAUUUCAGACUCGGUUUUGGAUCGUUUGUCGAUAAGACAGUAAUGCCUUAUAUUUCCAUGGUGCCAAAAAGACGUCUUAAUCCAUGUACUGAUAAUAAACCUUGCCAACCUACAUACACGUUCAGCAAUGAAUUACCACUCACUAAGGAUAUUGAUGAAUUCGUGAGAUCUGUCAAAUCUGUCAAUCAUUCCUCUAAUCUGGAUUCUCCAGAAGGAGGCUUUGACGCUAUGAUGCAAGCUAUUGUUUGUGAGGAUUUUAUCAAAUGGAGGAAAGAGGCAACCCAUCUGCUCGUUUACGUCACUGAUGCUGGAUUCCAUUAUGCUGGGGAUGGAAAACUUGGUGGCAUUGUCGCUCCAAAUGAUGGGCAUUGUUAUCUCGAUGGCAGAGGCCAAUAUUACAAAGCUAACGAAAUGGAUUAUCCCUCAGUUGGACACUUGGUACAGAAAAUAAAUGAUUUUAAUAUUCAACCAAUUUUUGCCGUCACAAAGGAAGUUAUUACUACAUACAAGAAACUUCAAGAUUUAAUUCCGAAAUCUGCAGUCGGCGAACUGACAGCUGAUUCAUCUAAUAUUAUUGACUUGAUACAAGAUGCCUAUAAUGCUCUUAAAGAUACGGUUGUUUUGGGUGUUGAAUUACCAGAAGGAGUUGAAGUCAUGGACAAGAAAAGUCAUUGUUUAACUGGCACCAGGGAAGGAUUGGAAUGUGAUGGUGUGAAGAUUGGGGAUGUUGUCAAUUUCACAAUGAGCAUCAAAACAAAUGAAUGUUUUACCGGCACAAAGAAAAUGAAAAUCAAUAUAUUUGGUUACAAUGAAGAGGUUGAGGUUGACAUCAGUACAUUAUGUGAAUGUCAAUGCUCCGAAGAUUUUACACCAUUGAAUAACUGUUCUGGUAAUGGUGCAUAUGAAUGUGGUGCCUGUGUUUGCAAGCCUGAUUACUUGGGUUUGGAUUGUUCAUGUGACAAGAAAGAUUUAACCAGCACAGAAUCUUAUCUGGAUAAUUGUACACAACCUGAUUCAAAAGUCGUUUGCAGUGGAAGAGGAGAAUGCAUUUGUGGACAAUGUAUUUGCAAGCAAUCUCCUGAAAGAAAGAUUGAUGGCCAAUACUGUCAGUGCGAUAAUACUUCAUGUGAUAGAAUUGAUGGAAAAGUUUGCAACGGUCAUGGCACAUGCGAUUGUCGGGCUUGUGUCUGUGAUGAGGGUUGGAGUGGCAAGGCAUGUGAAUGCACAGCUGAUAAAAGUGGUUGUAUUGAUCAAAAUUCACCAGAUAGUGGGUAUUGUCACGGUGCUGGGAAAUGUGAAUGCGGAAAAUGUACUUGCAAUGUAACAAAAUCUGGUUUCGAGUAUCGUGGGCAGUUUUGUGAGAUUUCUCCGCAGCAGCUUUGUACUCUACAUAGGGAAUGUGUGCAAUGUUUGGCUUAUGGAAACAGAAAAGAAUUUGAAAAGAACGCAACACUUUGCGACCAUUGUAAACAAUACAAUAUUACUUAUCUCAAUGGUGGAUCGAGUAUGCAUAGAGGCAGUUGUCAAGAAGUGGAUGAAUACAAUGAUUGUACUUUCUGGUUUUGGUACAACAAAGAUGGAGAUAUAAUUCAAAUUGAUACCGACCCGGAUACACAAGUCUGUCCUGUCUAUGCCAACCCUAUGUACAUUAUCAUUGGUAUAAUAGCAGCCAUUGUUGGUAUUGGACUCGCUAUUCUUCUGAUAUGGAAACUACUGACUUCUAUCAAGGAUGCAAGGGAAUAUAAACAAUGGCAAAAGGAAGUUCAAGGAGCUAAAUGGGAAUCGGGCGGAAAUCCCAUUUUCCAGAGUGCAACAUCCACGUUCCAGAAUCCUACUUAUAAAGGUGGGAAACCAUCUUCACAAUUGUGAGCAUUCAAUGAUAAAACUAUAAAAAAUGAAAUGACUUAUACUCGAUUAUGCAUGGUCCUUAGCAAAUCCAGCUGAAAGGUUAAUUUGGCCAAAGUCUUUGCUUUUUCAACGGUACCUGUGGAUGAUUGAUUCUCUGUUGGAUGUUGAUCUGUUGUAUUUACGAUCUUGCAAAUCGAGAGACAACAUCGCGAAACGCUUCUUCGGUACGCUUUUAUAUGUAUUGCACUCUUUUUUAUUGGAUGUUAUCAUAUACUUAGCUUAAUCAUGUGCUUACCGAGGUUUAAGGUGCUACGUCAUCUUGAAAUUUUAAGUCUAUCUGACCUACUCAAAAUUAAUAAUUUUUCAGUUGCAAUUUAUUUUUUAACAUUUUUUUUUAAACUUUUGUGUGAAGUUUUAUCUCGGCAGCUCGAGGUAUUUUCUUGAUGCUUCAUGGUUGGCAGUACUAAUUUGGAUUUUCUAGGAUGUUUGAAAGAAUUAUGACUGGCAUUUUUUUUAUUUUGGUUACAUUUCUUUAAAUCUAUGUCUGAUCAUGCUUGAUUCAUUACAACUUAAUAUGAAAUCCUAGUUGUAAGCUUACAUCUUAUGUUUUUUUUUCUUUUUAAAUGUUUGCAUGUUACCAUGUUUGUUCGUGUAAUACCAGCGGCGAUGUAUUUGGGGAAAUGUAAUUAACUACCACACAAAAAACCCAUUUUAAAUGUCUUGAGUACGAAAGGGCCUGUUAAUUCUGCGUUUUUUCUGUUUAGUCCUUUUAUGACAUGCUUUUUACUUCGGGCUUCUUGAAUAAAAUUUGGAUCAAUAUAUCUAAAUUAGUUUUCUGGUUUUUACAAAUAAAUAACGUUAUUUUUUUCAUAUAAAUCUAUAAUGUACCCAGGGGUUGCCCCCCUUUUUUUCCUCACAACUCUUGAACGCGGACCCGCUAGCUGUUACAGUAACCCCCUCCCCCCUUGAAAAUUCCUGGCAUCUGUCGCCAUUUCCCAAGAUUAGACGCUCCGUGCUACACUACAAAUACUGCCUUUCCUUUUAUGUAUAUAUGUCUAUUCGCUUAAUAUUUUGUUUUUUUCUGUAACAGGCCCGGCCUUAUCCAUAUUCCAGUAACUCUAUAUUAUAUGUAUGUCACAGUUGUUCACCGUAGUGUUAUAUAAUUUAACUCUUCUUUUUACUCUGCCAACUUUUCGAAUAGCGGUGACUUGAAUAAUUUCUUUUACAGUUUUAUUAUAAUAUGAACUGGAAAUCUAGGGGAAGGGGCGCAGUUAUGUCUUUCAUCAAUGCAUUUUUUUGGAUUCGCCACAUGCUACUUCUGUAUUUUAACUGUCAUACCAUGUCGAUGAAAUCUCCUUUUGAUGAUGCUAAAAAAUUUCGGUGCUCUAGAAGUAUGCGCACCAAGAUGUCACACAACCUGAAUCCUAACCGGUACACACAUACUAUGUUCAGGUUAUGCGCCAUCUUGGUGCGCAUACUUCUGGAAGUCCAAAAUUUCUUUUUGUUUCUUUUUAUAUGAACUAAGCCACAUUUAUCAAUAUAAGCUAAUAAUGAAUGUCAUUCCCCGCAAA
Messenger RNA from Styela clava, 4028 nucleotides. RefSeq names its product integrin beta-1-B-like. Gene Ontology annotation, biological process: integrin-mediated signaling pathway; cell-matrix adhesion; cell migration. NCBI's taxonomy places the organism in Eukaryota, Metazoa, Chordata, Ascidiacea, Stolidobranchia, Styelidae. Gene Ontology annotation, molecular function: integrin binding. Gene Ontology annotation, cellular component: cell surface; integrin complex; focal adhesion. The record is from RefSeq and is a predicted model, not a curated record.